This is a messenger RNA of Penicillium soppii, 909 nucleotides long. RefSeq lists its product as uncharacterized. The record is from RefSeq and is a predicted model, not a curated record. The transcript is spliced from 2 exons. Lineage: Eukaryota; Fungi; Ascomycota; Eurotiomycetes; Eurotiales; Aspergillaceae. The coding region runs from base 1 to 909 and encodes 302 amino acids.
AUGGAAGAACUUCAACCUGGCCAAACUCUCAGAAGAAAUAUAGGCGCCCCGGAUUCCUUUCUGGACCAUAUGGUCGCUGGCGAGAGAUAUGAGCUAUUCUGGCCCGGGGCUAAAUAUGCCUUGUGGGCUUGGGGGACCUUACGUGAGAAUUGGGAUCAAGAAAUUGGGGUUAACUCGGGGCUACCCCCUGUUGUUAUCCCGGGGGGACCCUACUGCUCUUUUCCCUGCGUAGAGGUGGAAGAAACUCCGGAGCCUGAGCCGUACGACGACCCUCGGGUAGAGAAAUCGGAACGAAUCUUUGGAACCCCUUACAUAAGUGUGUUUCUAGAAGGCCCAUCGGAAAUGUCUAAAACGGAAAUUUUUUUUAUUACAGUAAAGAUCACCUAUAAUGGUCUGACGAAUGAGGAACACGAGGCUAUCUAUACUGAUCCAAAGCCGAUCAUCAUACACGAUUACCCUUUUACUCAUGAUCAUUUUCGACUUCAACGCCGCUGCCUUGAUUACGAUGCGUUGAAGAAUUCUGACGAGGAUCCUACACAGUGGAAGACUUAUUUUGACGACGAAAGAAAUCCGGGUUGGAGGAUUGUAGAUGAGCCCGACAUUGAGGUCAACGUCACGGAUCCCCAAUUUUUCCGCAGCCUAAAACCAGGGGAAACUUUUGUCAAAAACCAUUCCUUUAACUUUCUCGACUUGCAUCCCCAUACAGUGGUCGGCGACACAUAUCGAUAUCGGUACUGGGGUGGCUGCGUUGACUGGUGGAUUUGGGGUGAUCGCGAAGAGCAUGCGAAUACAGUAGUGAAAUUACCAUGUUGGCUGCAUGAUUAUGUCGUCGACCCCGCUGAUAAUGAUGGAAGGCCGGUUAUAAUGAUCCCGUCAUCCAAUUUUGUCGAAUUUACUGUUGUUGAUUGA